This is a messenger RNA of Aspergillus versicolor CBS 583.65, 732 nucleotides long. Its product is annotated as sterol desaturase family protein. Gene Ontology annotation, biological process: sterol biosynthetic process. Gene Ontology annotation, molecular function: C-4 methylsterol oxidase activity; iron ion binding. Bases 136 to 672 code for a protein of 178 amino acids. The transcript has a single exon. Lineage: Eukaryota; Fungi; Ascomycota; Eurotiomycetes; Eurotiales; Aspergillaceae. The record is from RefSeq and is a predicted model, not a curated record.
GCUAUAUAAUGUGUAGGACUCCCUGAGCACCAGGCCAGACUCUAAUCUACUAUUCGAUUCAAUAUCUCAGUCGAAGGAGGACAAUACCCCUAUCGCGCAGGAUGGACCAUCACAUUGUAAAGACCAUGCACCUAUAUGGCCUCGCAGUGGUCCCAUAUAGUCGCGAAUUACUCUCCUGAAUAUAUUGAGAUCGUCGGCACCUUUGCUAUCCAUUUUUGUUUCUCCUGGCUCGUUUCGCUUUUUUUUACCGUCGUCGAUCUCUCCGCUUCUGAAUCGAUGCUCGAAAAAUAUAAGAUUCAGCCCAUCUCCAAGCAAGCCACCCGCCAUGCGCUCCUCCAAUAUAUCCCCAGCGCCUUUCAAAACCAGGUUCUUACUACCGUCUUGCAUUCCAUCAAAAUCCUCGUUCUCCGCAGGGUCACGGGCCGAUUCGUCGGCUAUCGCAUCGAGCAUAAAUUACCAUCUCUAGCCGAAAUCCUCGUGGACAUUCCUCUCUGCUUUCUUGCACGGGACUUCCUCUACUACUACGGCCAUCGUCUUCUCCAUCAGGCGUGGUUUUACCGACGCUUUCACAAACAGCACCACAAGUUUACCACACCCGUGGCUAUAUCAGCAGAGCACAUGCACCCAUUUGAGCACACCCUCGUAAAUAUCCUGCCGAUUUUUGUGCCGUAAACGCUGUUACGGGUACAUGUCGUUACCUUUUGGUUGCUUCUGGCAUCAGCAAUUGGGCAA